AUGACAGUGGUCUGCAUCCUGGACCAGUGUCAGAGCAAUACUGUUGGACUAAGAUCGGUGAUGUUGUCUCUCUUUUUUUUUUUUUUUUUUUUUUGUCCUGUUUCAGAUUUAGCUUUGGAAUCUAAUCCAUCUGAUCAUCCCAGAGCAAGCACAAUUUUCCUGAGCAAGUCUCAAACAGAUGUGCGAGAGAAGAGGAAGAGUAACCACAUCAAUCAUGUUUCUCCUGGGCAACUUACAAAAAAAUACAGCUCAUGCUCAACAAUAUUUAUAGAUGACAGCACCGUCAGUCAACCUAACCUUAGAAGCACAAUAAAGUGUGUAACAUUAGCAAUAUUCUACCAUAUAAAGAACAGAGAUUCUGACAGAUCAUUGGAUAUUUUUGAUGAAAAAUCUCAUCCUCUUACACGGGAAGAAGUUCCAGAUGACUACUACAAGCAUGACCCUGAUCACAAGCACAUCUACCGGUUUGUUCGAACGCUUUUCAGUGCUGCACAGCUGACAGCUGAAUGUGCAAUAGUGACACUGGUUUAUUUGGAAAGGCUUUUAACCUAUGCAGAGAUUGACAUAUGCCCUAGUAACUGGAAGAGGAUAGUCCUAGGAGCUAUUCUGCUGGCUUCUAAAGUCUGGGAUGAUCAGGCUGUGUGGAAUGUGGAUUAUUGCCAAAUAUUGAAGGACAUUACUGUUGAGGACAUGAACGAGAUGGAAAGACACUUCUUGGAGCUACUGCAGUUUAAUAUCAAUGUUCCUGCCAGUGUUUACGCCAAAUACUACUUCGAUCUUCGCUCCCUAGCAGAUGACAAUAACCUGAGCUUUCUGCUGGAGCCUCUCAGUAAAGAGAGAGCACAGAAACUGGAGGCUAUCUCCCGUCUGUGUGAAGACAAAUACAAAGACUUGUCAAAAGCUGCUAUGAGACGAUCUUUCAGUGCUGAUAACUUAGUUGGUAUCCGCCGUUCUAAUGCCAUCCUCUCCUGAGGAGAGAGAAAGGUGCAGCACCGUGAGCCAGCGUCCACAUGAACCGGAGGAAUGCCACCACUCCACGCACACAAGCCAGCGGUGAUGGUGUCUUCCAGCCAGGAGGAGAGGAGGGUAAAGUAGCCAAGGAAGCCCAGAGCUUGAGGAGCACGCUUGGUGCAAAAGACAAGACCUUUGUCACAUCGACUCUCUCCUCCUAAUGUAUCCAGAGGUGCAAAAACAAACUUCUCUCCUUCUCUCCCCCACAGAUGUUUGCUUACUAUGUAGGCCUAUAGCUGUGAACUCUUACGGUUUUUAAUAAUAAGUAGUUUUAAAUUUUAGAAUUUAAACACUAACCACAUGACUAUAGUUACAAUGUUCUUCCCUCCUCUCCCCUGUUAUCCAGAGUCUCGCUGCAUUUGUAUUUCAGUACCGAUGCAGUGUUAACAAAAACAAAACAAAACAUGGGACUCCUAAAGUACAAAGCCACUCUGGAGCUGAAAACAGUAGCAUAGACAUGUGUUGACAGUUUUUCCCCGGUUUGGCUACUAAAAGCUGCUAUUAUUGGUGAUCUGUUCAUAAUCAAGAAGCUGCCCAGCAGAAAGGAAUUCCAACUCUGCACCCACAACUUCACUCCAAUAGAGAUUGUCAAAAGACUGAAUGUUUUGACUGGGGGCAGAGAUGUGAUUUUAUGUAUUGUUAAAAUGUAUAGGGUCCAUGCUGCAUUUCUUGUGAAUUAUGGUGCUUCUCUCAUUUUCUAAUACUUAUAUUGCUCUGGAAGAGACGCAAUCUGUAUAUUUUUCUGAGGUAUUGAAUGAGAAAGUUGGUCUGGAAACAUCAUCACCAUCCCAAACAGUGUAGCAAUCCAGUGGUGAGUGGCGUGUGUGCGGCACUGCUUCUCUGAGUUCUACUGCAAAUCUCUUGUGCUAUAUACAGUGGAGUUCCUAAAGCUGAUGUUGUGCAUCCAUCUGGCUCUCCUUGGGUGUUUGUUUCCUGGGAGGGGUUUACAUUCAUAGUGAGACAGUAAUGAAUUUGAGAAUCCUGGACUACCUAACCAGGUAGAUUGAAAAAUGUCAUGUUCAAUUGAGAAUUAUCAAAAAGCUUUCCAGAGACAUAUCCCCCCCCCCUCCUUUUUUUUUACUGCUCUAGAAGCUUGGGUUUUGCUCUUUCUGAGACUUUGGAAUGGAGCUUACUUUCAGGGUCUGAAACUGAACUCUAAACAGGAUAAGUAUUAUUAGACUCUUCCUGUUACAAGUCUUUGUUGUAUCUUCCCUUCUUGGAUCCAAACAGAUUCUAGGUGGUUUGUCCUAGGAGCAGAUCUCCCUCUGAAUGGCACGGGUUUUGUGCACUUCCUCUUCCAGCCAAGGCCCAGACACACUGAAUAGCAAGUCCAUGUGCCUUUGAGAGUGGGGCUGCCUGAGUGUCCUCAUCAGUUUGGCUGCACUCAACUGUUAAAAUGAUGCAUACAGUCUUUUCCAGUAUGCAGAUAUGCCAGCCCCUGGCUCCCAAACCCAUGGAACUUGGCAUUUCAGGUAUUGAUCACAAUUCAAUUUUGAAAAUAAUGCUACGUCUUCAGGUGGUUUUCCUUUCUCAUGUUUGUAUUAAAAGAAAAGCUAAUAAACUCUAUUUUAAUUAAA
This is a messenger RNA of Athene cunicularia (burrowing owl), 2588 nucleotides long. It is a transcript of the gene CCNYL1, whose product is annotated as cyclin Y like 1. The record is from RefSeq and is a predicted model, not a curated record. Gene Ontology annotation, cellular component: plasma membrane. The transcript has 10 exons. Gene Ontology annotation, biological process: regulation of canonical Wnt signaling pathway; regulation of cyclin-dependent protein serine/threonine kinase activity. Gene Ontology annotation, molecular function: cyclin-dependent protein serine/threonine kinase activator activity; protein kinase binding. The coding region runs from base 1 to 972 and encodes 323 amino acids. Lineage: Eukaryota; Metazoa; Chordata; Aves; Strigiformes; Strigidae.